Molecule: messenger RNA, 5696 nt
Organism: Mangifera indica (mango)
Lineage: Eukaryota; Viridiplantae; Streptophyta; Magnoliopsida; Sapindales; Anacardiaceae
Product: disease resistance-like protein DSC1
Exons: 9
Coding region: 180-5642 (1820 amino acids)
Biological process (GO): defense response; signal transduction
Molecular function (GO): ADP binding; protein binding
Source: RefSeq, a predicted model, not a curated record
ACAAUUUCAGGAAGGUUCAAGGAAGUAGCAUUGCAGAUGAAGCGAACCUACUUUCAUGAUAGUUUUUUUUUUUUUUUCAGGAAAAAUAUUAUUAUUUUCGUUGCUGAAUAUGAUAGCAAACUUUCUAUAUUGCUUCUCCCGAAGUGGCUGGUUAAUUUUUGCAAUGUGAUUAAAGUAGGAUGGCUUCUUCUUCUUCCACUACUGUUGAAGUGAAAAAGCAUGAUGUAUUCCUCAGUUUCUGUGGUGUUGACACCCGCUACACUUUUACCAGCACUUUACUUGGAAUUUUGCAGAGCAGUGGUAUUGAUGUUUUCAUUGAUAACGAACUUAAGAGAGGAGAGCACAUUUCUUCAUCUCUUAUGAAGGAAAUUUCGGAUUCCAUGAUUUCAGUUAUCAUUUUCUCGAAAGGUUAUGCAUCUUCAAGAUGGUGUCUGGAAGAACUUGUGAAGAUCUUGGAGUGCAGGAAUACGGAAAAACAGGUGGUAAUACCAGUUUUCUAUCAUAUCAAUCCAUCAGAUGUAAGGCAUCAAACUGGAUAUUUCGGAGAGGGAUUUAAAAAGCUUCUAGGAAGUUUGGAUGAGGGGAAGUUAGAGAGGGUACAAUGGACAAAAGAACAAUGUACAGAGAAGGUGCUGCAGUGGAAGAAUGCUUUGAGAGAAGCAGCUAAUAUAUCCGGCCGAUCAACAGAAGAGGACCCGUUCGAUUAUAGUCUUGCAAAUAAAGUUUUCCAAGAUAUUUGGUUGACACUAAACAACAUGAUCCCGACUAAUAAUUACGGAGAUUUGGUUGGUGUUGCAUCAACCAUCCCCCAUCUUAUAGAUUUAUUGAGCACUCGGUUGGGAAAUAUCCAUGUUAUAGGAAUUUGGGGAAUGCCUGGUAUAGGUAAGACAACUAUUACAAAUUGUGUAUUCAACCAAAUAAGAAGUCAUUUUGAGGGUUCUUAUUUUGCUGACAAUAUUAGGGAAAAAUCAAUGAGUCCUAACCAACUAAAACCAAUACGACAAGAACUUCUUUCAACUAUUUUUAAACGUGCUGAUUUGGUGAUAAAUUCCAAAGUAACAGAAACAAUGCUUAGACGAAAACGGGUUCUUAUUGUUUUGGAUGAUGUGACAACUUUGAGUCAAAUAGAAUAUUUAGUUGGAGAUAUAUAUUCCUUAGGUAGAGGAAGUCGAAUUAUUAUAACAACUACAGAUAGACAAGUACUUCGAAAUUGUGGAGUGUAUGAAAGAUAUAUAUAUGAGAUGAGGGGAUUGCCUGAGGAUGAAGCUCUCAAACUUUUUAGUUGGUACGCUUUUAAGCAAAGUAAUCCUAACAAAGAUUAUGAUGACCUAUCAAAAAGGGUUGUAAAAUAUGUUGAAGGUAUUCCAUUAGCUCUUAAAGUGUUGGGUUGUUAUUUACUUGGUAAGUCAAAACAAAUUUGGGAAAGUGCAAUAAAUAGAUUAGAAAUAAUUCCUCAUAAGGAUAUUCACAAUGUACUAAAAGUAUGUUACGAGGGACUGAGUGAUGAUGAACAUAAUAUGUUUCUAGAUAUUGCAUGUUUCCUUAAGUUGGAGAAUAUAGAAUUUGUGAUGGACUUCUUGAAUGCUUGUUACUUGGAGGCUGAAAUCGAAGUAAGUGUUCUCAAAGACAAUUGUCUCAUGAACAUAUCAAGAGAUAAUAAGGUAAUAAUGCACAAUUUGCUUCAAGCUAUGGGAAGGGAAAUUGUCCGACAAGAAUUCCCCAGAAAUCCUGGUACACGUAGCCGUUUAUGGUACCAUAGAGAUAUUGAUAGUGUAUUGAAGGAAAACAAGAUGUCUAAUGCAAUCGAAGGCAUAUGUUUAGACAUGUCUCAGCAAGUAGAAGACAUAUACUUACAACCUUCUUCUUUAGGAGUGAUGGAUCAACUGAGAUUCUUUAAACUACAUAACUCAGUGGAUAAUAUCAAUAAGGUGUAUGUUUCCCACAGGCUUAGUUCUAUGUCCUCUGAGCUACGAUACGUAUGCUGGUAUGGAUGUCCAUUGGAAUCAUUGCAGCCAAAUUUUCUGUCAAAGAACCUUGUUGCACUUGACAUGCCUCAUAGCCAUAUUGAUCAACUUCGGUCAAGUGUUCAACUUGUUAAUUUGAAACGUAUUGAUCUAAGUUUUUCUAAACGUCUGAGAAGCCAAGAUCUCUCAUUGACUCCAAAUGUUAAAAUUUUGGUUCUGGAAGGUUGUACAAGUUUACAUGAGAUUUCCUCGUCCAUUCACGGUUGCAAAUAUGAGCUUCAUAUGUUAAAUCUAAGGCACUGCAGAAGCCUUGAGAGUCUUCCAACAGACAUUCAUGUAGCAUCUUUCGAAAAAGUUAUCUUUUCUGGAUGUUCGAAACUCAAGCAGUUUCCACAGGCCUCGUGGGAUAUGAAAGAGAUAUAUUUAGAUGAAACUGCGAUCGAGGAUUUGCCCUCAUCAAUAGAGAAUUUAUCCAGACUAGUUAUAUUAAAUCUUAAGGACUGUUCAAUGCUUCAGAGGCUUCCGAGCAAUAUCCGCCAGUUGAAAUCUCUUCAAUAUCUCAAUCUGUCGGGGUGUUUAAAACUUGAUGGAUUGCCUGAUAAAUUGGGAAAUUUAGAAGCUUUGAGGGUGCUUAAAGCAGAGAGGGUGGCUACAAGAGAAGUACCAACAUCCAUUCUAAAUUUAAGAUGUCUAGAAGAGUUAGAUAUUACCAACUGUAGUAUUGUGAAGUUGCCGAACAAUCUUGGUCAGUUAUCAUCGCUAAAAAGUUUACUUCUUGGCAGAAACUUCUUUAACAGCAUUCCAGAAAGUAUAGAACAGUUGUCUGAAUUAUCUUAUCUUGAUGUAAGCUAUUGCGAGAGGCUUCAAAUCCUGCCAAAGCUUCCAAGAAAAUUGGACAAUAUAAAUGCAAACAAUUGCAUAUCAUUGGAAGAACCACUAAGUUUACGAGAUCUUCUGGAAAGGGAUUUUUCUCACAGCAUAAGAUUUAACUUCAGCAAUUGUUUCAAACUGAAUCAAAAUUCCUGCAGCAAAAUUGUGAGACAAUUUCGACAGUCAGUUCAUCAAAUUUUAAGGAGAUUGGGACCAGAAAUUUUUCUAAAAACUGAUAGAAGUUAUUUCUGUUUUCCGGGAAGUGAAAUUCCAGGCUGGUUUACCUUUAAUGGUAUAGGUUCAUUUUUAACUCUGGCUCCAUGGGCAUUUUUUCGCAGUAGCGAAUUGACUUCUCUUCUUAUCUAUGUUGUGGUGGAGUUUCGAGACUAUCAUAAUAAAGACCAAGGUUUGGCGAUUGGCUUUGAGUGGUUGCUCACGACAGAAGAUGGUGUAGAAGAAGUUAUCCAUGGAACUUGGAGUAUAUGGGACGAUGGUACUGGACCCGACUAUGUGGAUUCAGAUCACGUAUUCCUGGGAAUUGAUCAUACUUUCAAGUUCGAUGAUCCACUUUUACCUAGAGAUAAAAGAUAUUUUGGCAUAAGCAUCCGAUUUCAUGUUGAGAAUUCAUAUACUGAAAGACUAGACUACUGCAAAGUAAAGAAGUGUGGAUUUUUUGUCCCAGAUAAGAAUCCACCCCAGGUGUCUAAUGCAAUCGAAGGCAUAUGUUUAGACAUGUCUCAGCAAGCAGAGAACAUAGACUUACAACCUUCUUCUUUAGGAGUGAUGGAUCAACUGAGAUUCUUUAAACUAUAUAACUCAGUGGAUAAUAUCAAUAAGGUGCAUGUUUCCGACAAGCUUAGUUUUAUUUCCUCUGAGCUACGAUACGUAUGCUGGUAUGGAUGUCCACUGGAAUCAUUGCAGCCAAAUUUUCUGUCAAAGAACCUUGUUGCACUUGACAUGCCUCAUAGCCAUAUUGAUCAACUUCGGUCAAGUGUUCAGCUUGUUAAUUUGAAACGUAUUGAUCUAAGUUUUUCCAAACGUCUGAGAAGCCAAGAUCUCUCAUUGACUCCAAAUGUUAAAAUUUUGGUUCUGGAAGGUUGUAAACGUUUACAUGAGAUUUCCUCGUCUAUUCACGGUUGCAAAUACGAGCUUCAUAUGUUAAAUCUAAGGCACUGCAGAAGCCUUGAGAGUCUUCCAACAGACAUUCAUGUAGCAUCUUUCGAAAAAGUUAUCUUUUCUGGAUGUUCGAAACUCAAGCAAUUUCCACAGGCCUUGUGGGAUAAGAAAGAGAUUUAUUUAGAUGAAACUGCAAUCGAGGAUUUGCCCUCAUCAAUAGAGAAUUUAUCCAGACUAGUUAUAUUAAAUCUUAAGGACUGCUCAAUGCUUCAGAGGCUCCCGAGCAGUAUCUACCAGUUGAAAUCUCUUCAAUAUCUCAAUCUCUCGGGGUGUUUAAAACUUGAUGGAUUGCCUGAUAAAUUGGGAAAUUUAGAAGCUUUGAGGGUGCUUAAAGCAGAGAGGGUGGCUACAAGAGAAGUACCAACAUCCAUUCUAAAUUUAAGAUGUCUAGAAGAGUUAGAUCUGACCAACUCUAGUAUUGUGAAGUUGCCGAACAAUCUUGGUCAGUUAUCAUCGCUAAAAAGUUUACUUCUUGGCAGAAACUUCUUUGACAGCAUUCCAGAAAGUAUAGAACAGUUGUCUGAAUUAUCUUAUCUUGAUGUAAGCUAUUGCGAGAGGCUUCAAAUCCUGCCAAAGCUUCCGAGCAAACUGGACAAUAUAAAUGCAAACAAUUGCAUAUCAUUGGAAGAACCACUAAGUUUACGAGAUCUUCUGAAAAGGGAUUUUUCUCCCGGCAUAAGAUUUAACUUCAGCAAUUGUUUCAAACUGAAUCAAAAUUCCUGCAGUAAAAUUAUGAGACAAUUUCAAAUGUCAGCGAAUCUUCAAAUUUUAAGGGGAUUGGGACAGGAAAUUUUUCUAGGAACUGAUAGAAGUUAUUUCUGUUUUCCGGGAAGUGAAAUUCCAGAGUGGUUUACCUUGCGUGCUACAGGUUCUUCUGUAUGGUAUCCAUGGCCAAAUUUUUGGAGUAGUGACUUGACUUCUCUUCUUGUCUGUGCUGUGGUAGAGUUUCGAGACUAUAAUAAAGACCGAGGUUUGGCGAUUGGCUUGGACUGGUUGCUCCAGAGAGAACAUGGAGCAGAAGUAGUUAUCCAUGGAACUUGGAGUGUAUGGGACAAUGGUACUGGACCCGACUAUCUGGAAUCAGAUCACGUAUUCCUGGGAUUUUAUCCUACUUUCAAGUUCGAUGAUCCACUUUUACCCAGAGAUGAAAGAUAUGAUGGCAUAGGCAUCCGAUUUCAUGUUCAGAAUUCAUAUGCUGAAAGACUACAUGACUGCAACGUAAAGAAGUGUGGAUUUUUUGGUCAAUAUCUGAAUCCAGUCGAGGUAAAUAAGUUGCCAUUUCUUUUUCCCUUUUACUGUGUUAUCUAUCUUUUUAAGAUCUUAUUUUACUUCGAUUCUCGGGUAUAUGUGCCACAUGUUUAUCUUUCUUUAUUGCAUCUAACCAUUACCAAUGCCAUUUGUCAUUGGUUUUCAUUUGUUAUACUUCACUUACGAUCUAGGCCAAAUGUUCCACAAACAAAUUCUCUUCUAAUUCAUAUAACAUUGAUUCAAUGUAAAUUAGAAUCUUCCCCUAUUCUAAUUUCACUUACACUUGAUGGAAAAAAAUUUUGUGAUCAAUAUUUGUUUGUUAUCAAUUUUCUCACAACCGAAAUGAAACCACUUUGUACCCUCCCGCUCUUACCGAGGUUCUAAUUCUUUCUUGAACCAUUCACAUAUGUAGAAAUUCUAUAAAAGAUUUGUCAAAAU